AUGUCGAAGUUCCUCAAAACAGUUGUUCGCAAUGAUGCGAUGAAGGAGGAUCCUCCAGAGAUCUAUGGCUGGAGAGUCUAUGCGCUUGCUGUCUCGGCAUGUUUUGGUGGCAUGAUCUUUGGCAUCGACACAGGUACCAUCGGCGGUGUCCUGCGUAUGCCCGAAUUUCAAGCUGAAUAUGGGCUCGAUAAUAUCAGCGCCGACGCCCGGGCCAACCUCAGUGCCAAUAUCGUGUCUACUUUGCAGGCAGGCUGCUUCUUGGGAGCCAUUGUGUCGGCGUACAUCGCUGAUAGAUGGGGACGACGCCCCAUUUUGCUCUGGGCGGCCCUCAUCUCUAUCGUCGGAGUCGUCCUUCAGGCCGCUGCCGCAGGCCACCUGGGUCCCAUGUAUGUCGGACGCUUUCUGGCCGGUGUCGGAACUGGACACGCAAGUUUCGCCAACCCGCUCUACAUCUCGGAAAAUGCCCCUCGCGCCAUUCGUGGAGGUCUGACCGGCCUGUACCAGCUUGCGAUUGUCUUCGGUAUCUUUAUCUCAUUCUGGAUCAACUACGGCUCUCUGCUGCACCUUUCCGGCGCCUCGACAUAUGUGGUACCGCUCGCCAUGCAAGCCCUGCCCUGCGUCGCGCUGCUAGUGUGCAUGUUCUUCUGCCCUGAGACCCCGCGUUUCCUCGCUAAGCAGGACAAGUGGGAGGAGGCACGCACGAUCCUCGCUCGUCUUCGCAACCUGCCCGCCGACCAUCCGUAUGUGGCGCGGGAAUUCACCGACAUCCAGAUGGCCAUCGAGGCCGAGAACCGACUGCUCGAUGGCAGCAACUGGUGGGCGCUCCAGAAGGAGAUGUGGCUCAUUCCAGCGAAUCGCAAGCGUAUCCUCAUUUCCAUCACUCUCAUGGUUUUCCAACAGAUGACUGGUACCAAUGCUAUAAAUUACUAUGCUCCCCAAAUCUUCUCCAACCUCGGCGUAACCGGCUCACAAAACGAGCUCUUCGCCACGGGCAUCUACGGCCUCGUCAAGCUCAUCGGCGUCGCCGUCUUCCUCGUCUUCGUCGCCGACUCUUUGGGCCGCCGCCGCUCGCUGAUCUGGACCGGCAUCGCACAGGCGCUGGCGAUGCUGUACAUCGGCAUCUACGUGCGCGUCAAGCAGCCGCAGCCGGGCGAAGCCGUCGACGGCGCCGGCUACUUCGCCCUCGUCUGCAUCUUCCUCUUCGCGCUUUUUUUUCAAUUCGGCUGGGGACCCGUCUGCUGGAUCUACGUGAGCGAGAUCGCGACGGCGCGGCUAAGGGCCACGAACGUGUCGGCCGCGGCGGCGACGCAGUGGCUGUUUAAUUUUGUCGUGAGCAGGGCCGUGCCGCCCAUGUUGGAGAAUAUGGGUGUCGGCGGGUUUGGGACGUACAUCUUUUUCGCGAGCUUCUGCUUCACGAUGGCGCUGUUUGUGUGGUUCUUCCUGCCCGAGACGAAGGGGUUGAGUCUCGAGGCGAUGAAUGAGUUGUUUGGCUUGCCAGGCGUGGGGGCCAAGGACGUGGAGAAUGGCAGCGAGCAUGGCGGUGGGGAGACAAGGAAGGGGAGCGAUGUCAAGGAAGCUGAGGUGGAUCAGAUUGAACGCCGGACGUAA
Molecule: messenger RNA, 1608 nt
Organism: Cyphellophora europaea CBS 101466
Lineage: Eukaryota; Fungi; Ascomycota; Eurotiomycetes; Chaetothyriales; Cyphellophoraceae
Exons: 5
Coding region: 1-1608 (535 amino acids)
Biological process (GO): transmembrane transport; carbohydrate transport
Cellular component (GO): membrane
Molecular function (GO): carbohydrate:proton symporter activity
Source: RefSeq, a predicted model, not a curated record